Strongylocentrotus purpuratus (purple sea urchin) is the source of this 2196-nucleotide messenger RNA. It is a transcript of the gene cpsf3, whose product is annotated as cleavage and polyadenylation specificity factor subunit 3. Gene Ontology annotation, biological process: mRNA 3'-end processing by stem-loop binding and cleavage. Gene Ontology annotation, cellular component: mRNA cleavage and polyadenylation specificity factor complex. Gene Ontology annotation, molecular function: 5'-3' exonuclease activity; RNA binding; RNA endonuclease activity. Lineage: Eukaryota; Metazoa; Echinodermata; Echinoidea; Camarodonta; Strongylocentrotidae. The record is from RefSeq and is a predicted model, not a curated record.
UUCACUCAAUCGCAGGCUCGUGUUUUAAAAUUACAUCGAUUUAGAUUACACAUUGACUAUUACAAAAAGUGAUGAAAAGAGAACUUGAAAUCUAAUAAACAAUGGCUGCCAAAAGAAAACCAGAUGCCCAGAUACCAGAGGAAGAGAGUGACCGGUUGAUCGUUCGUCCUUUGGGAGCUGGUCAAGAGGUCGGAAGGUCAUGUAUAAUGCUGGAGUUCAAGGGCAAAAAAAUCAUGCUUGAUUGUGGAAUACACCCUGGUCGUGAAGGAAUGGACUCGCUUCCUUACUUUGAUCUCAUUGAUCCAGAAGAAAUUGACCUACUUCUGGUCAGUCACUUUCAUUUAGAUCACUGUGGAGGCCUGCCAUAUUUUUUGAAGAAUACUCAGUUUCGGGGGCGAGUUUUCAUGACCCAUGCCAGCAAAGCCAUCUACAGAUGGAACCUGUCCGACUACGUCAAAGUCAGUAAUUUGUCGGCCGAGCGGAUGCUCUACACCGACGCUGAUCUACAGGCUAGCAUGGACCGCAUUGAGACCGUCAACUUUCAUCAGGAGGUUGAUAUAAACGGGAUACGUUUCUCGUGCUACCACGCCGGUCACGCUGGGGCGUGUAUGUUCCUCAUCGAGAUCGCUGGUGUUAAGAUUCUUUAUACUGGUGAUUUCUCACGUCAAGAAGAUCGUCAUCUGAUGCAAGCAGAGAUACCAAACGUCAAACCAGAUAUCUUGAUUACUGAAGCCACCUAUGGCACUCACAUACAUGAGAAACGUGAGGACAGAGAGGCCCGGUUCACCAGCACGGUUCAUGAUAUCGUCAACAGAGGGGGGCGCUGUUUGAUUCCUGUUUUUGCUCUGGGACGAGCGCAAGAGCUACUUCUGAUUCUUGAUGAGUAUUGGUCCAACCAUCCCGAGCUUCAUGAUAUACCAAUCUACUAUGCCUCAUCGCUGGCUAAGAAGUGCAUGGCAGUCUACCAAACCUACAUAGAUGCUAUGAAUGAGAAAAUCAGAAGACAGAUCAAUGUCAGCAAUCCAUUUGUAUUCAAGCACAUUUCAAAUCUUCGCGGCAUGGACCAUUUUGAUGACGUUGGUCCUUCCGUCGUCAUGGCGAGCCCCGGUAUGAUGCAGUCUGGUCUGUCGAGGGAGCUGUUUGAGAACUGGUGCACGGAUCGACGCAACGGUCUCAUCAUCGCUGGUUACAGUGUGGAAGGCACCAUGGCAAAGCAUGUGAUGUCAUCCCCAGAGGAAGUGCAGACUCUGAGCGGUCAGAAGAUUGCUUUGAAGAUGACGGUAGAUUACAUCUCCUUCUCUGCCCAUGCCGACUAUGAGCAGACAUCAGAGUUUAUCAGAUCGCUUAAACCACCACAGAUAGUACUUGUUCAUGGUGAGGCGAAUGAGAUGAGCAGACUGAAGGCUGCUGUGCUGAGAGAGUACGAGGAUGAUGACGAGUAUAACAUACAGGUUCAUAAUCCAAGGACAACACAGGCGGUAGAACUGUACUUCAGAGGAGAGAAAAUGGCAAAGGUAAUGGGCAGCCUCGCAUCUGAAAGACCGAGACAUAACAGCAAGAUAUCAGGGAUCCUCGUCAAGAGAAACUUCAAUUACCACAUCAUGGCGCCGUCCGAUCUCUCAGAGUACACUGACCUAGCAGUAAGCAACGUGACCCAGCGCCAGAGCAUCGCGUACCACGCCCCCCUCUCGCUACUCACGCACUACCUCACUCAGCUAUCCACCGACAUCGAGUACACCGAGAUCAACGACAAGCCGGCUCUGCGCAUCUUCGGGGAGAUCAACAUCAUCCACGACCCUCCUGCGAGAUUGGUCACACUCGAGUGGGUGGCUAACGCAGAGAACGACAUGUACGCUGAUGCUGUGAUGACGGUGGUAGUGAGAGUAGCUUCAGAUCCGGACGCACAGAAAUUCAAGCAGCUACCAGCGAAGAACGAUGCCCAGGUGUUCAGCGAGCGCCUCAUGGUCUUACUAAGGGACAUGUUCGGUCAGAGUACGGUCAAGAACUUUGCAGAUACCGAUGACCUCCUCGUCUGUAUGGACGGCAAAGAGGCCAGGGUCAACAUUGAAUCACUGGAGGUGAAAAGUGAAGACAAGCAGCUGACAGCCAUGGUAACAACUGCUAUGAAGCGAUUACAUGAAGCAAUCGACCCUGUAGCCAUCGUUAACUAGGAUCGCCAAUCAUCAAACUCUUAGA